Molecule: messenger RNA, 1132 nt
Organism: Ornithorhynchus anatinus (platypus)
Lineage: Eukaryota; Metazoa; Chordata; Mammalia; Monotremata; Ornithorhynchidae
Gene: ANKRD39
Product: ankyrin repeat domain 39
Exons: 5
Coding region: 88-555 (155 amino acids)
Molecular function (GO): protein binding
Source: RefSeq, a predicted model, not a curated record
AGAUGGCGGCGGCGGCCCGCUGACGGCCGGACGCUGGGCCGCCGGACCGGGGCCGCGGGGCCCGCCCGCCUCGACCUAACGCCGGCCAUGGCGACCCCUGGACGCUGCGACGACGGCGCCUGCUGCCGCCCUCGGAGCUCGGGGGCCGGCGUGCGGCAGACCCUGGAGGAGAUGGACUUCGAGCGAGGGAUCUGGUCGGCCGCGCUGGACGGAGACCUCCGCCGGGUGAAGCGUUUCCUCCAGAAAGCCACGGACCCCAGCCUGCCCGACCGGGCCGGCUACACCGCCCUGCACUACGCCAGCCGCAACGGGCACCUGGCGGUGUGCCAGCUUCUCCUGGAGAGCGGGGCGGAGUGUGACGCCCAGACCCACGGCGGGGCCACCGCCCUGCACCGGGCCUGCUACUGCGGCCACACGGACGUGGUGCGCCUGCUCCUGUCCCACGGGGCUGACCCGGGCGUGCCCGAUGGCGACGGCAUGACCAGCCUGCACAAGCCCUCCCCCGACCCUAGCUGGAGAGCUUGGCUGACUGGGAUGGCCUGCCGCAGUGGUUGAAAGGCCGGUCCGACCCGCGCCCCCUGAGCAGGUCCAAUUGGGAGCUGCAGGAGCCCUGGCCAACUCAAGCCCCACUCCAGCUAUCGCUGCAGUGGCCAGGACCUGGCAGCUGGCUACGCUCUGCCCCCGAACCCCUGCCCACAGGCUCUGUUUGGGAGCUGGAGCAGGGCUGGGCAUCACUGAGAAGAGGUGGAGGAGGGCAGAGCCGUAGCCAGCGGCCUCACAUCCGCCAGGUGAGACUGGGUCGGGUCGGGUAGGGCACAUGCCCAUGUGGCUGCCAGCAGCCCGCCCAAGGAGCCUGGUGGGAUGGUGCUCCACCCCAUCGGGGGCCCCCAGCCCAUUUCCUUCCCUCCUCCGGCCUUAACUCUCCUGCCAGAACCACCCCUUAAGUGGCACUGAGCCCUCCAGGGACUUAGGCCGGGGUGGAGGGCUUUGACCCUUCUCCACCCCCCCAGACCACCAUGGGGCUGGGGAUAAAGCUGGCUGCUCACCCUGUAGAGCAGGGGUUAACGAUGGCACCAACCCCCCGCCCCCCUCCAAGACCUCAUUAAAGUGGACAUUAUGUCUCAGCCUGGCA